This is a messenger RNA of Lottia gigantea (owl limpet), 1653 nucleotides long. RefSeq lists its product as hypothetical. The transcript has 12 exons. NCBI's taxonomy places the organism in Eukaryota, Metazoa, Mollusca, Gastropoda, Lottiidae. The record is from RefSeq and is a predicted model, not a curated record. Gene Ontology annotation, cellular component: cytoplasm. The coding region runs from base 1 to 1653 and encodes 550 amino acids.
AUGGACGCAGCAGAGCAUGUUCACAGUUAUAAACACACUUUAAAUCUUGAUCCUUCUUUCUUCCAGUUGAUAUUAAAAGACCAGAAUGAGAGAUUACAGCAUCGAUUGGAAUCGCUGACAGGAAAGUUUGGUAAUUUAUCUAACACUAAAACUGAUCUGUCACAACAAUUACUGGCUAGUGAGGAGGAGAAACUAAAGGUGUCUCAGUCACUAGUUGAGAUGCAGAUAGAGAAUAAUAAGAUCAAGGAGGAUGCUGAAGCCACCAAAUUUGAACUGACAAAUAAGAUAAUAACGUUAGAAAACCAGUUAUUAGAGGCAGAAACAGAAAGAGAUAGACAUUUAAAGGGAGCUAAGAAUGCAAAGGAGAAACUGGCUGACAUGGAGAAAGAUAGGAAAGAUCUAGCUGAUGAAUAUGUAGGCUUGAAAUCAAAUUAUUCAGCUUUAAGUAAAGAACACACAAGGGAGGUUGCAAGAAAUGAAGAGCUAGCCAUUGAACUGUUGAAAUCUACUGCCUUGAUGAGACAAGUUCGAGUAUUAACUAAUGGAGAUACGACAGUUGGGGAUCCUAACGCUGAAAUAGCCAGAAUUAAAGCACUGGUGGCUAAAAACUCCAAUGGUCGUAUUCGAGUUGAUCAAAUUAUAGGUGAUCAGAGUGAUAGAGAUCGUACUGCAGAAAAUAUAUUGAGUAGGAACCGAUUCUAUGAAAAUGAGAUUUCCAGAUUAAAGAAAGACAAAGGCAAUGAUACUGAGAGACUAGAAGGAAGAUUGACUAAUAUAUACAAGGAAUUGACACAAGCAAGAAAUCUGGCCAGAGAGAGACAACAUCAAGUUUCAGAAUUAAAUGCUAAAUUGAUAAUAUUACGAGGAGAAAAUGAAUCUAUUCAGACUCAGUUAAAUAGAAUGCAACAUAAAGUGAAAGAUAUUGGUGAAGAUUAUCGAGCUAGAUUAGUCAAAUAUAUAGAAGAUAUCUCAGAGUAUGUAGACAAGGGAAGUGGUGUGCCUAAUGCUGCAACUGAAGCCCGAUUGAGAGAAUACACUCAUAGUAUGUUGAAAGAUAUCAGACGUUCUCACAGAGACCGAGAAAAUCAACUCAGUCAAGCAGCUCAAAAUUACAAACAUCGAUUACAAAAUAUUCUACGUAAAUUUGAAGAAGUCUUGAUUGCUUAUAGAAAUAUGCGUCAACUGUGUGAAGCUCGUGGAAUAUCAGAGGCUGAUAUGGGACCUGACGAACAUCACCUCAAUUUAUCAGAUGCUGAUAUCCAGUCUGCUCAUUUGAAGGAAAUUGGACGUCUAAAAGCUGAAUUAUCUAAUAUGAGAUCGGAUAGUGAAUCUCAUAAAAUAAGGGUAAGCUGUGGGUUUUCUAAAAGAUUUGAUAAUAAUAAAGAUGGUCCUAGUAGUGAUUCGUGGGGAAGCUUACGUAAACAAAUGAGAGAGUUUACAUUGAAUACCCAACAAGGGUUAGAACAGGAGAGAGCCAGGUUACUCAGUGAAAAUAAUGUAUUAAAAGAACAGUUGAGAGAAAGUCAAGAUUAUAUUGAUAAUCAUUUAGUAAGAUAUAAAGAAGAGAUAUUAAGAUUAAGAAGAAUGUGUGGAAUACAGGAAGAUGCUGUAUUAUUAUCAGAUAGUGCUACACAUACAGUUAUCAGACGAUAA